This is a messenger RNA of Dentiscutata heterogama, 543 nucleotides long. The record is from the annotation of a GenBank genome assembly. Lineage: Eukaryota; Fungi; Glomeromycota; Glomeromycetes; Diversisporales; Gigasporaceae.
AUGUCCGAUAAUGUCAACUCUUCAAAUUCUAUUCCUUCAGAUGUUUUUCCUGUAGCCCCAAAUCCUGAAAUUCUCCGCCGUGCCCGCAAGCGUGAGUCCAAUCGUAGAGAUUAUCAAAAACAUAAAGAGAGGCGCCGUAGAAAUCGUCCUAGAGUUUCUGAGCUCCGGGCGCAUGAAGCUCUACUUGCAGAGCAUGAGGCUCGACUUGCAGAGUAUGAAGCUCAACUUGUGAACCGUGAGGCUCAACUUAUAAACUUUAUUUAUGCAAAUGGUCUUAUCCCACCAGAACCUCCUACUGUGACUAUGACCUUUUCUUCGGAUAUGGUUUCUUCAUCUAUCGCUUAUGGUGACUUGUUUUCUAGUAAUGAAGUUGAUUUAUGCGAAAGCCAUGCUUCAACACUUUCAUCUGUUGCUUCUGGCGAUUCAUUAUUUGAGACUGAAUUAUAUAAUUUGGAAAGCAAUGAAGUUGAAUUGAGCGAAAACCAUGUUCAAACGUUUUCAUCUGCCAUUUCUAUUGACACAUUUUUAGAUCCAGAUACGUAA